Oncorhynchus gorbuscha (pink salmon) is the source of this 5002-nucleotide messenger RNA. Its product is annotated as FYVE, RhoGEF and PH domain-containing protein 3-like. The record is from RefSeq and is a predicted model, not a curated record. Lineage: Eukaryota; Metazoa; Chordata; Actinopteri; Salmoniformes; Salmonidae. Gene Ontology annotation, molecular function: guanyl-nucleotide exchange factor activity; metal ion binding. Gene Ontology annotation, cellular component: cytoplasm. Bases 328 to 3108 code for a protein of 926 amino acids. Gene Ontology annotation, biological process: cytoskeleton organization; filopodium assembly. The transcript has 19 exons.
CGCACUCAACGCAUAGAGAAGAAUAGUUUUGCUAUAAGGAGGACAGAGCCGGGAGGAGUGAAUGGAUCAGUGCUCCAAUGCAUCAAACGCGCUCAUUGGACACCCUCUUAUAUCCGUGAAAGAAACCCUACAUGCCCGUUAUGCCCGGCCGCGGAGGCUAGAGAUUUUUGCCAAGAGAAGGGAAAACGCAGAGGACUCUGAAGUCGGGACACUCCUUCGUUUGAGUUGACUGUAACGAUAGUUCGCCUGUGCACUGUUUCCAAUCUCCUGUGAGCCUAGCGUCGGAGAGGGGGGAUUCAGCCAAGCAGGACAACAACUGUAGGCAAGAUGCAGGGGGUUUCAGCAACAACUGACCUCCCUCCCUCUUCUCUACAGUGCCAGUGUGGAUCGGUGGACUUCCUGUGUUCCCCGCGGCUGGCAAAGAAAGCCCUGCCCCCUCCCAGACAAUGUCACGUCCGGCCUGCAGUCAAGCCCCGCCCCCAGCCCACAGCCACACCCACCUCUCAGAAACCUCAAGUGCCCCCUAAACCCCCCUUCCUGCUGGUCCUCGGACAGGACAAGAAGCCCAAGAGGAUUCCCCCAGCUCCCUCCAGGCCUCUGCCUGCCCCUCCACCUCCACCCAAACCGCGGCCCAGUCAGACACCACCUGGCCUGGCCACACAGCCUCAGAGAGGCCCAGAGGCCCAGAGCGUGGGGCUGCUCAUCGAAAGGUUUGAGAACUCCAGGGUUCCAAUUCUUGGUGUCCCUCCAAGGAAUCAGCUCCACUUGUGCCUGAGUAUGGACGCGACAUCCGAAACCACAGCUCGUUCUGCCCCAGACCCCAUAGCACACGCCCCUUCAGGGUCAGCAGGAGCAAAGGACUCUGGGGAACCCUCCCCCGCCGACAAACUUGCUCUUCUCGUCUCGGAGCAGACUGAUGAGUUCACCGAGCUGACGGAGCUUUCGUGCCUGGCCUCACUCCGCAUUGACGGCCCCGGCGGCAUUCCUUUGGACCCUACAGAGGAAGACCUCAACAUCGUCCACGGCGAUCGAGUUGGUUGCCUUGACAACACGGAGAGGGAGGAGAGAGACUCUUCCCAUGAGCUCCAGGACAAUCCGGACUCACAGUCCUCGGAGCAGAACGGAAACGGGAAGAUUCCCAACCGGGACAGCGGGAUUGACAGCCCAUCGUGCGCAGCAGAGGGCGAGGUGUUCCCCAACGAAGACGCCAUCGACGAGGAGGAGCGCUACGACAGCGUCACGGAGACAGAGACUAGCGUGUCCUGCUGCGUAACACUGGGCAACAAGCGUGACUCCACGCAGGACGAGGACAGUGACCUGGAUGAGGUCAGCAGUGGCGAGACAGAGGGAGGGGAGAAGGCGGACACACACACAGAGGUACACAGGUACUCAGAGACACAGAGGUUACUGAACAUCGCCAGAGAGCUCCUUCACACUGAGGAGGCCUACGUCAAAAGACUCAACCUCCUAGACCAGGUAUUUUGCACAAAGCUGACUGAAGCUGGAAUCCCUCAGGACGUGAUAACGGGGAUCUUCUCCAACAUCUCCUCCAUCUACUGCUUUCACCACAAGUUUCUGCUCCCUGAGCUCAAGACACGCAUCACUGGAGAAUGGGACUCAAACCCACGUAUUGGAGACAUCCUCCAGAAGCUGGCUCCAUUUAUGAAGAUGUACGGAGAGUACGUGAAGAACUUUGACCGUGCUAUGGACCUGGUCAACACCUGGAGCCAGCGGUCAUCACAGUUCAAGAGUGUGGUCCAGAACAUACAAAAGCAGGAUGUGUGUGGGAACCUGACUCUCCAGCACCACAUGUUGGAGCCUGUGCAGAGGAUUCCACGCUAUGAACUCCUGCUCAAGGACUAUCUAAAGAAACUGCCUGAUGAUGCACUGGACAGGAAGGACACGGAGAAAGCACUGGAGCUCAUAUCCACAGCAGCCAACCACUCCAAUGCUGCCAUCAGGAAAAUGGAGAAGAUGAACAAACUGCUGCAGGUCUAUGAGAGACUGGGGGGAGAGGAGGACAUCGUGAACCCAGCCAACGAGCUCAUCAAAGAAGGACACAUCAAGAAGAUGUCUGCCAAGAAUGGGACGGCCCAGGACCGAUACCUCUACCUGUUCAACAACAUGGUGCUGUACUGCGUUCCCAAGCUGAGGCUGAUGGGGCAGAAGUUCAGUGUGAGAGAGAGGAUCGACAUCGCUGGGAUGGAGGUCAGGAAAGAGGUGCAAGAGAACGUGAAGCAGAACCUCCCUCACACGUUCGCCAUCAUCGGCAAGCAGCGCUCACUAGAGCUACAGGCCAGGACGGCUGAAGAAAAGGAAGACUGGAUACAGGUGAUCCUGGCCACCAUAGAGAAGCACAAGCAGAACAGUGAGACCUUUAACAAAGCCUUCAAUAGCUCCUUCUCCAGGGACGAAGACCACCUGCCAGACUCACCGGGUCCCUGGAGCAGCACAUCCGUAGACUCAGACAGUGAAAGACUGCAAGAAAGGAAAAGUUCCAAGAAGAAGGAAAAGGAGACAUGUAAAGGCUGCAACGAGAGCUUCAACUUUACCAAGCGCAAGCACCACUGCAAAGCCUGUGGAGCGGCCAUCUGUGGUAAAUGCUCUAAGAUGUUGGAGAAUAAGACGUGUCGUGUGUGUCCCGAGUGCUUCGAGACUAGCCAGGGCCCUGAGGGGCCUGCAGGGGCCCCAGUAGAGCUGAAGAGGAAAGCUACAGCCGAGAAGCAGGUGUCUCUGUCGGGGGACAACUGUCUGCUGUGUGCUCAGCUGCAGGUGCAGGAGAAGGGCAAGAGCUGGACCAAGACCUGGGUGGCCAUCACCAAGACUGAACCACUGGUGCUCUACCUGCAGACCAGCGGACAGGACUCUCGCGGGGCACGGGCCAUACCCCUUCCGGGGUUUGAGGUGAGCGUGGCAGCGCCAUCGGCAACAGAGAAGUCUGAGCUUAAGCACGCAUUCCAGCUGAGUCACUCCCAGCAGGCUUUGCUGUUCAGCGCCCAGGAUACAGAAGUCCAGGCCAAGUGGGUGGAGCUUCUCUCUAGAGCCGCCCGCGGGGAAACGCCCACAGACACGCCGUUCAGCCUGACGGAGCACAGGGAAAGUCAAUAGGGCGGCUCCGCUGAAACCACAUGACCCCCCCAUCCCACCUUUCACCCCUCUCCUGUGGACAGAAUACAAGUUACUUGAAUUCACUUUUCCUUUGCACUUUUUAUUUUCUUUGAAGGGAGGGAAGAUUCCCUACCCCCCUCUGCUGCCACUUCACCCUUUCCUCCACCAGACACACUUUCAUUUACACACAGACUUGCUCUCUCUUUCAUUCGCACACUCUCUCUCUCUCUCUCUCUCACACACACACACACACACACACACACACACACACACACACACACACACACACACACACACACACACACACACACACACACACACACACACACACACACACACACACACACACACACACACACACACACACACACACACACACACAUUACACAUACACACCUGUUUCACCAACUCCGCCACCAUUGUAUGCGUGGUUAUGUUAUAUUUCUCUCGGUGUUCUCUGCAGUUCAAGAAGAACAGAACUCUUUGAUUUAAUGUUUAGAAUUAUAGCCGAAGGCAUUUAUUAAAUGGAUCCUGUAUGAUUUUGUAAAAAGGUGAAGUUCCUUGUACAUUGUGUGACUGUGAACCAUUAACCCCUGUCGGUCUGUCUGUAUGUGUGUGUGUGUUGCCCCUGUGUUUUAUUUCAGUAUUCAAUGUUAGCGUAUUGAACCCCACAUGCAGAUACCCCCUCUCCCCACCACUGUGGACCCAGUGGCAGCUCAGUGGUGAUUGUACAGUGUGUAUACUAUCGUGUGUCAUUAACUAAAAUAACUAAAUUUUAACUUAAGAGAUGUGAACGAACGCUUGUGGCUGGCCACCUGAAGCUCCCACAAUCAGCCUCCCAAACUCCUCACACCCCAAACACACCCUACUCCCUUGCUGUGUCCCAUUCUUUUAAAAAUGAUGUUCUUUCUUUGCUCUCCUUUGUAAGCCACUUAAUCUGACUGGAUAGUCGAUUCAAUAUGGUGGAUUUUGUUCCUCUUCCACUAGUAGACUGGGUGGAGUUCCUGCCAAUGUUGUUUUGACCUGUCCAGUAACUGAAGAGAGGAAGCCACUGUAAAGGAUUAGGACAUUACUUACCACAGAUCUAAGAUCAGCUUCCCCUCCCCAAAUCACCAUGUUGGGAAACAAUGCACAACUGGCCUUACAUCAGCUUCUACAGACAAUUUAGCUAGUCCCUGGCUCCUGUAUGGUCUUGCUCCCGCCCUCCCCUCUCUAUCAACUCUGCCCUCAGCGGCCAGAAAUAUACUCCCACUUCCUGUUUCUACUGCUCACCUGCUCUGCCCCUUCUGGUCACGUGAUAGAAACCAUAUCCACAAUACAAGUACUGGCUAAGCUAAUUUAAGCUUGAUCCAAAAAUGUGGUCAGAGGCUUCGUAGAAGCCAAAUCAAUCUUCCUACCACAUCGCCAUGCACCUCUCAAAUUUUGUAACAAUGUGGAGGGCUCUGUAUAGCUCCACAUUGACAUGAUUGGUUGAUGGUAGGUGGGGGCGGUACAUCCUGUAUAAAUACAAACUCACUUUCUUGACAACUUCCUUCACAAUAGCUCUGCCCUGCUCCGCUAAACGCAAGACGGAGGCUGCAUCGCAGAGGCAGUCACUUUAGAUCUCGGAUUGACCAUGCAAAGCCUUUAAGACAGUGUUUUUUGCCUUGUCCCCCUCUACCCCCCAAUCCCCCUGGCACCAGCUUGUAAAUAACCAGAGGACUGUUCAGUGGCUCUCUAUGUGCAUGUAUAAACUCACUCAUAUUUAUGUACCGUACUCUGAAAACCCCAGUGCCCCUAUUUCCUCUUUGUCGUACUGUAAAGUGAGCAGACUCUGUAUUGCGUGUUUUAACCCUGGCUUGUGCACUGUGGACAAGCAGUCAAGCAUACCAUCAAUAAAGAGACGAAUGGCUCA